Messenger RNA from Dentiscutata heterogama, 163 nucleotides. Lineage: Eukaryota; Fungi; Glomeromycota; Glomeromycetes; Diversisporales; Gigasporaceae. The record is from the annotation of a GenBank genome assembly.
UUCGUAGUAGACUACUUAAAUACAAAAAAAAAGCCACAAAAAGAGUUAAUUUCAAAAUUCCUAGAAUCAAGAUCCUUCAUAUUCGUUCGAUUGAGCUCCAACUAUUUAGAAGAAGAUGCAACAGCACAAAAUGUAAUGGUAGUUAGAUAUUGUUAUAAAACAG